Messenger RNA from Drosophila montana, 1502 nucleotides. RefSeq names its product phosphatidylinositol 4,5-bisphosphate 5-phosphatase A. Gene Ontology annotation, molecular function: phosphatidylinositol-4,5-bisphosphate 5-phosphatase activity. Bases 240 to 1310 code for a protein of 356 amino acids. Gene Ontology annotation, biological process: phosphatidylinositol dephosphorylation. Gene Ontology annotation, cellular component: plasma membrane; ruffle; cytoplasm. The transcript is spliced from 2 exons. The record is from RefSeq and is a predicted model, not a curated record. Lineage: Eukaryota; Metazoa; Arthropoda; Insecta; Diptera; Drosophilidae.
AUGCCCUUGCAAACGUCAAAAUUGGUUGUUGUAAAACAUUAAAAUGUAAAAAGUAAAGGUCUGGCAGCGCUGCGUGUCGACUGACCAAAUGGGUUAGUGUGGGUAAGUUUAACAAUAACAGCACCUGCAACGGCAACGGAAGCAAUACAAGCCCAUGGCCAUUGUCGAACCGUCUAAAAAUAAUUGCAUUAAUCUUAUUUCGGUAAUUUAAUAAGAACACACUGUGAGAGCAGCGUAAAAUGACUGCGUCGACAUCAGUGAUAGCCGACCUGUGCAUAUAUCUAUUAACCUGGAAUGUUGGUACGCACUCGCCCAGGGACCUGCCGCUGGAAUCGCUCCUGGCGCUGAAUGGCACCACCAACUGUCCGGACAAUCAGCUACCCGACAUAUAUGUGAUUGGCAUGCAGGAGGUGAGCACAAAGCAGGUGCUCAACAUAUUUCAGGACGAUCCCUGGAUACUAAAAUUUGCCAGCGCGCUAAGCGCACACCAGUAUGUGAGGGUGCAGUCGAAGCAGCUGCAGGGCAUACUCAUUACAAUGUUUGCACAGCACAAGCACAUACCGCACAUGAAGGACAUCGAGACGGAGGAGACGCGGACUGGCCUGGGUGGCCUAUGGGGAAAUAAGGGAGCCGUCAGCAUACGACUCAGUCUAUACGGCACUGGCGCAGUUUUUGUUUGCUCCCACUUGGCGGCACACGAUAAUAAACUAAAUGAGCGCAUCGAAGAUUAUCACCAAAUAGUAGACAAUCACAAGUACCAUGUGAGCGGCUAUCAACGCAUCUUUGAUCAUGAUUUUGUAUUCUGGCUUGGCGAUUUGAACUUCCGAUUGGCAGGAGAUAUGUCCGCCUGGGAUGUACGCACUGCCGUGGAACAUGGACGCUACGAUGAGCUGCUGAAGUUAGACCAGCUGGUGUUGAUGCGCGAGACGGGCAAUGCUUUCAGUUUGUUGGAGGAGCAACUGCCCACAUUUGCGCCCACCUUCAAGUUCAUCGAGGGCAGCAACGAGUACGACAUCAAGCGGCGCCCGGCUUGGUGUGACCGUAUACUGCAUCGCGUGCAGGCAACUAGUUAUCCAGCCAUUACGCUAAGUGCCCAACAAUUGUCUUAUCAGUCCAACAUGGAAUAUACGCUCUCUGACCACAAGCCCGUUUCGGCGACCUUUAGCUAUAAAAUCGAGGCAAACAAUUUGACCUACACCGACGAGGAGCUGCACGAGAUGACGCAUGGUGCGGCCAGCACAGUAUCAAAUGUUAGUGUGCUUGGUUUUAUCACUAUUAUAGUUUUUUUUAAUGCUGUGUUUCAAUUUUGAUUUGCCUCUUUUCGCUUCUUUUGUAGCCAUUUAAUGCCGAACUAGAAAGUUUCCAGUGAUAAAUGAAACCAAGUGUUCCCGUCAAAAGCAAGCAAACAAUCUCAUUUUAUACAUAUCUGACUCAGACUUCAAAUUGAAAACUUAUGUAAGCAAAUACUCGAAAUAUAACACAGGAAUAUGAGUACAAUUUAA